CCGUAGUAGAUGGAUCCUUCCAUUCAAACCGUUCAAUAAUAUUCUCUUGCGACUUUUUUAAUGCUAUCUACCUAACUAUCUCACUGCUCCACCCACCCCCCAGGAGAUUUCCGAUUUACACGCCGCCAUCUUUUUUUCACUUCUUUCUACUUUUUUGCUUAUCUUCUUCCCAACGACAACGGACUGUUAUGAGUAGCGAUAUCUAUCAUUGUCUCGUCGUCGCACACCAAUUGACUACGAGAUCUCCGUGAAAGGAAAUCCUACCGGUCUGGUGGAUCUAAUCCCAAUUGCUUACCACUUUCGCGAGUGGCCUAGGGAGAAGCGAGAAGAAACAUGAGCUUUGCCUCGUGUACAUGGCCGAUAUGGCGGACUGAUGACUUUACAACAUGUUUUCAAUCCGAUUAUCUGCAGAUCCUUUUUCCGAUCGUCAUAAUAUCUCUAUCCCUCCUUCACCUCCUAGUCCAGACUAUCUAUCGUAAUGUUAAAUUAAAACGAGCUCACGAUUACGACCCUAUACCUGAUCAUCAAGGCCAUACGGAAGUUCCUCCCGAGGAGGACGACUGCUUGAGUACCGACGAUGAUGAAGGACUAUCUAUAAAUGCGAAUGGCGGUGGCCGCCUUGCGCUAGUCAAGACCACCUCUAAAGGUUCCAUAAUCCAAGCCAACACACCACCUGCUCGAGAUCUAUUAGUUAUCAUUGAAGAAGUCGCAAUACUUGGCUUGGUGGCUGUUAAUGUUAUUGCUUUGGUAACAAACACUUUCAAGGGCCAUGGCUUGUUGGCGGCUAUCGUGGGUUUGGUCAGUUGGGUGUACGUUUUCAUUCUUGCGACGCUUCGGCUGUUUCUAGGAAACACCAAAUGGCGGAUUCCACGACUUUGGAACCAUACCGCAUUUAUCUAUGGCUUCCAAUGGCUCUUUACUAUUAUCAUAUUCCGCUCCGUUAUCGUCCAUCCUAGUUCUAGGCUUGCGCAAGUCCUCGUCAUUGUCGAGUUUUCUUUAACGACACUCUUGUUUGGAAUCGCUAUGAACACUAGAAAGGGUAACAAGACGGUUGUCAUGGAAUGGGAAGGCAAUCUCGAGCCAUCGCGUGAACCGCUAGCUUCGGUUCUCUCCUUGUUAACUUUUGCUUGGAUCGACCCUAUGCUGUGGCAAGGUUACAAGAAACCUCUUGAGAUUGCGAACGUGUGGAAUCUUUUACCUCGCGACAAGGCCGCUACCGUUCUUGCCAACUAUCGCCAAGUUAAGAAGACUACAUCUCUGGCUCUACAUUUGACCAAGUACUUCAAGGGCUUGCUUAUCAUUCAGUGCUUGUGGGCUGUGAUUGAGGGUAUUCUAACCUUUGCUCCGACGCUUCUCCUUAAGGCUAUUCUCGAGUAUGUUGAAAGACCUGAAAUCGCCCCAAGAAACGUUCUCUGGCUCUACGUUAUUUUACUUCCAGUAUCCGAUGUCGUCCGUUCCAUUGCUAAUGGUCAAUCCUUAUGGAUUGGCCGAAAAAUCUGUAUCCGAAUCCGUGCUAUUAUAAUUGGCGAAAUCUAUGCCAAAGCGCUCCGACGCAAGGCUGCAAGUGGCAGUGAUGCCGUCCUCGGGAAUACGGACGCGACUAAUGCUAAAGAGACGAAACUAGACAAGCUAAAGAGGUUCUUAAGAUUGAAGAAAGCGGAUAAGAAGUCCAAUGCGAAAGACGGCGAUGCGAAGAAGGAUGCAGCCAAAGAUGCGGACGAGCAAGCGAACCUAGGAACCAUCAUUAAUCUUAUGUCGGUUGACAGCUUCAAGAUUUCUGAAUGUACUUCCUAUCUGCACUUCUUGCUAGCAUCUGCUCCUUCGGAGCUGAUCGUGGCCAUCGCAUUGCUCUACCGUGUUAUGGGUCUAAGUGCUAUUCCAGGUCUAAUUGUUAUGGUUCUCCUUUUACCGGUCAAUAUUCUAUUGGCUAAAGGUUUCAACUAUACCCAACGUAAGAUCAUGGCUGCGACAGACAAGCGAAUCCACACUACGAACGAGAUCCUCCAGAACAUUCGAAUAAUCAAAUACUUCGCUUGGGAAAAGCGAUUCGGCGAUAUCGUUGACGAGAAACGACGUAACGAAUUACAAGCCUUACGGAACCGUUAUAUGAUCUGGGCACUUGCCGUUGCUAUUUGGAACACAGUGCCUGUUCUUAUUACGUUUUUCUCAUUUUUGGUGUACACCAAGAUUGAGCACAAGCCUUUGUACCCCUCCGUUGCAUUUACCGCCAUCUCCCUCUUUGUACUACUAAGAAUACCUCUGGACCAAUUAGGAGACAUGAUUGCCCACAUUCAAGAGGCUAAGGUAUCCGUUGAUCGUGUCGAAGAAUUUUUAAAUGAGGACGAGACGGAGAAAUAUGAACAACUCGGACCGGACAACGUCGAUGAGAAUGGUAAGAAGGUCAUCGGCUUCAGAGAUGCAACCUUCAUCUGGGGCGGUAAAGAUGCUGUCGCCGCCGAUGGAACAAUGGCUUUUCGGCUUAUCGACAUCAACGUUGAUUUCAAGAUUGGCAAGCUCAACAUUAUCGCUGGUCCUACAGGCUCUGGAAAAACCUCAAUGCUUAUGGCCUUGCUUGGCGAAAUGACUUUGACGAAAGGCAAAGUUUACCUACCUGGUGCUCGCAGCCGUGAAGAUGUCCGACCAGACCCCGAGACAGGUCUAACCGAAACUUGCGCCUAUGUCGCUCAAUCCGCCUGGCUGGUAAACGCUAAUAUUAAAGACAACAUUUUAUUCUCCGCCCCGUACGACGAGAAGAGGUAUAAGGAUGUUUUAGUGGCGUGCGCCCUAGAAAGAGAUCUCGAAAUACUUGACAAUGGCGACGAAACAUUGGUUGGAGAAAAUGGUAUCACCCUAUCCGGUGGUCAAAAGCAGCGCAUUUCUCUGGCCCGCGCCGUAUACUCGAACUCUCGACAUGUUUUACUUGACGACUGCCUAAGCGCCGUGGAUUCGCAUACUGCUAAAUGGAUUUUCAGUAAAUGUAUCAAGGGCGAGUUGAUGAAGAAUCGUACUUGUAUCCUUAUUACGCAUAACACUACUCUUUGUGCACCGUUAUCUGAGUAUGUUGUACUACUCGACAACGGAAAGGUGGAUACCCAAGGAACAGCGGAAGAAGUCAUCGCUUCUGGCAAGCUCGGCGAGGAAAUUCGCAACAAAUCUCGACCUGGCUCCUCAGAUGCUUCACGUGUCCCGUCCAGAGUACCUUCGAGUGUCGGUGACGAAAGCGACCAAACUCUCAUCGAUCAUAAUACAAAUGGAAACACCAAAACCGUCAAUGGCCAGGAGAAAUCGCAACGAAACACGCCUCAAGAGACUAAAGCCACGGGCGCCGUCAAGUGGUCGGUUAUCAGUCUCUAUCUUCGGGCUAUGGGUACUUGGUGGUUCUGGCUUGUCGCUGUUCUCGUUUUUGGUAGCCAACAAUUCAGCGGUGUUGCCUCUAACUUGUGGAUCAAAGAAUGGGCCAACCAAUACACUUCAAGCCCUGAAAGCAUCUCCAUCUCCAAUAUACAAUCCUCAGUGUAUUCUCGCGUUGCUCCGAGCUCCUGGACUACCCCGGCAUUUUUCACGUCGGCUAAGAGCUUCAUCAGCACAUCCUUUGCCACCCCAGCAGAAUACUCGACCGUCGAUGUACCGGAAGUCAAUGUAGACUAUUAUCUACUUGUCCUCGCGUUGAUAGGUAUUGUUGGAGCAUUCUUGGCUUUAACUCGUGAUAUCUGGCUAUUCUUCGGUUCUCUUACUGCGUCCUGGAAACUUCACAACAAACUCAUGUCGUCUGUGUCUAGAGCAAAGUUCAAGUUCUUUGACGUGACCCCGCUCGGACAGCUGAUGAACCGGUUUAGCAAGGAUCUCGAAGCCAUCGAUCAAGAAGUUGCGCCUGUCGCUAUUGGUGUAAUGAGCUGUGCUAUGGGCAUUGUAAUCACUGUGGUACUAAUAGCAGCUAUCACUCCAGGCUUCCUAAUUGCUGCCCUCUUUAUCACAGCCUUUUACGUCUUCGUCGGCAUGUUCUACCUUCGAGCCUCGAGAGAUCUCAAGCGACUUGAGUCUGUCAACAGGAGUCCUCUUUUCCAACAAUUCGGUGAGACGCUCUCUGGUGUCACGACCAUUCGUGCCUAUGGCGAUGAGCGACGAUUCAUCCGCGAAAACCUUACUAGGAUCAACACACAAGCUCGUCCGUUCAUCUUCCUAUGGGCUGCUAACAGAUGGCUCGCAUUCCGAACGGAUCUUCUGGGUGAUUUCGUAUCGUUCUUCGCUGGUGUAUUUAUCAUUCUUAGUGUAGGAAAGAUAGACGCCGGCUCUGCGGGUAUAUCCUUGAGUUAUGCUAUUGCCUUCUCCGACAACAUCCUAUGGCUCGUACGUCUAUACGCCAUGAAUGAGCAAAACAUGAACUCUGUCGAGCGUGUCAAAGAGUACCUUGACGUGGAACAGGAAGCGCCACCGGUUAUCGAAGAGAGCCGUCCUUCGCAGAACUGGCCUGCACAUGGUGCCGUCGAGUUUAUCGGUUACUCCACGAGAUAUCGCAAGGAACUCGAUCCUGUUUUGAAGAAUGUCACUUUCAAGAUCGAACCUCGUGAGAAGGUUGGUAUCGUGGGACGAACUGGUGCUGGAAAGAGUUCCCUCACAUUGGCUAUUUUCCGUGCACUUGAAGCGGAGAGCGGUAAAAUCCUAAUUGACGGUAUCGAUAUUGGUAUGAUUGGUUUACAGGAUCUCCGAGAAGCCAUUACCAUCGUCCCUCAAGACCCGACUCUUUUCACCGGUACCAUCCGAACGAAUCUCGACCCCUUCAAUCUUUACACUGAUGAGGAGGUUUUCACUGCUCUCAAGAAAGUCCGGCUUAUUGGCCCGAACGAAACGUUACCAUUUACGACGGGAGCUCUCUUAGCCUCGGCAGAAAACGAGACGCAGGAUAAUCAAGCCGUUACUUCUCCCACUACACCAACUACCAACAAAAACAUCUUCCUCGAUCUAUCCUCGCCCGUCGCCGAAUCCGGUACGAAUCUCUCGCAAGGUCAAAGACAACUUUUAUGUCUUGCUCGUGCCAUGCUCCGAAACCCCAAGGUCCUCGUGAUGGACGAAGCCACCGCAUCUAUCGAUUACGCCACGGACUCUAAGAUCCAAGAAACGAUUCGCGAUCUCAAGAGCACCAUUAUUACCAUUGCGCACCGUCUCGCCACGAUCGUCGAUUACGACAAGGUAUUGGUACUCGACCACGGCGCAGUUGUGGAGUACGGACACCCGCACGAACUCCUAAAGAACGAGAAUGGAAAUUUUAGGAGUAUGUGUGAGAUGAGCGGGGACAUGGACACCUUGGCGAAAGCCGCAAAGAAGGCGUGGGAUGACAAGAAGCUCGUGGAUGAUGAGUAGGAACGCAGACACGCGGGCGAAGACGUAUCAUCAGCCCAAGAUGAAGUUAAUUGAAAAGGAAUGAAAAUAAUUACAUAAGGACAAAAAUUCCAUAUACAUACACUUUUUCAUAGGUACACUGGUGAUGAAAUGUACCUUUUUCUCACU
Messenger RNA from Hypoxylon trugodes, 5505 nucleotides. Its product is annotated as P-loop containing nucleoside triphosphate hydrolase protein. The record is from RefSeq and is a predicted model, not a curated record. The coding region runs from base 334 to 5358 and encodes 1674 amino acids. Gene Ontology annotation, molecular function: ATP binding; ATP hydrolysis activity; ABC-type peptide transporter activity. Gene Ontology annotation, cellular component: fungal-type vacuole membrane; fungal-type vacuole. The transcript has 2 exons. Gene Ontology annotation, biological process: transmembrane transport. NCBI's taxonomy places the organism in Eukaryota, Fungi, Ascomycota, Sordariomycetes, Xylariales, Hypoxylaceae.